Molecule: messenger RNA, 429 nt
Organism: Prunus armeniaca (apricot)
Lineage: Eukaryota; Viridiplantae; Streptophyta; Magnoliopsida; Rosales; Rosaceae
Source: the annotation of a GenBank genome assembly
AUGUUACCUGAAGGACGUCCUCAGCAGGUGAUUGGUAUGGUACUGAAGAUGAAGAAUUCUCCUGAGCAGGCAAAAACUCUUCAAUGUUCUCAUCUUGAGUUUGAGAGCAGGGAGACGACUAGUCACGGUCCUCUGGCGACCGGUCGUUUUGAAGCAGAUUCGGAUUUGUGGGGGGCCACCCGUCAUUUUCAACCAGCGACCAGUUGCUUUCAGGUAGAGUCUCGGGCCAUCGGUCACUUGCUUCCUGCAACCGAUCGUUUUCAGGCGGAGGCUCCAGCGACUGGUCGCUUGCAGUAUGCAACCGUUCGUUUUCAGUCUGGGACAAUUCUAAAAGAAAAAGUCUUGAAAUUUGAGAGGUGUUGGCAUCGCGAUGCUCCUCCUGUACGGUUGAAAAAUAUAUAUCGUGUUCCCGGAACACAACAUCCAUAG